CUGGCCCCCAUUUGAAUUCAAAUUCUGGAAGCAUUCGUCUGACCUUUUUUCAUUUUUCAAAAUCUCUCUCUCUCUCUCCUUCUCCCUCCACUCUCUGUGAAACCCUAGUCACUCUAUACGCUCCCAUAUCCUCUACUUAACGCUGAAAUCAACCAUUUUAAGCGAACGACGGCGAUAUCAUGACGGCGGUGUCGCAAUCUGCCGGAAGAGAGCUCGAAAACCCGCCCAAGGACGGCAUAUCCAACCUCCGCUUCUCCAACCACAGUGAUCACCUCCUUGUUUCUUCUUGGGAUAAGACGGUUCGUUUGUACGAUGCAAGUGCUAAUGCCUUGAGAGGAGAGUUCAUGCACGGAGGUGCAGUGCUUGAUUGUUGCUUCCACGAUGAUUCAUCUGGAUUCAGUGCCAGUGCUGAUAAUACCGUUAGAAGGCUUGUGUUCAACUCUGGAAGAGAGGAUAUCUUGGGAAGGCAUGAUGCACCUGUUCGCUGCAUUGAUUACUCAUAUGCAACUGGACAAGUGAUAACUGGUAGCUGGGACAAAACCUUGAAAUGCUGGGAUCCUAGAGGUGCAAGUGGACAGGAACAUACUCUUGUUGGAACUUAUACACAACCAGAGCGUGUUUACUCUCUCUCCCUUGUUGGGAACCGGUUAGUUGUAGCAACUGCUGGAAGACAUGUGAAUGUCUAUGACUUGCGGAACAUGAAUCAACCUGAACAGCGGAGGGAAUCAUCCUUGAAGUAUCAAACUAGAUGUGUGCGGUGUUAUCCCAAUGGAACAGGCUAUGCUCUAAGUUCAGUUGAAGGUCGGGUUGCAAUGGAAUUUUUUGAUCUUUCUGAGUCCGGUCAAUCGAAGAAAUAUGCAUUUAAAUGUCAUCGAAAAUCUGAAGCUGGAAGAGAUAUCGUGUACCCUGUAAAUGCGAUUGCAUUUCACCCUAUCUAUGGUACUUUCGCCACUGGCGGUUGUGAUGGUUAUGUUAAUGUCUGGGAUGGUAACAACAAAAAGAGGUUGUAUCAGUACCCUAAGUAUCCUUCUAGUGUUGCCGCGUUGUCAUUUAGCAGAGAUGGUAAACUCUUGGCUGUAGCAUCAAGUUAUACAUUUGAAGAGGGAGAAAAGCCUCAUGAGCCAGAUGCCAUAUAUGUCCGCAGUGUAAAUGAAGUUGAAGUGAAGCCAAAGCCAAAAGUUUUGCCAAAUCCUACCUCAUAAAAACUAGAAAUCCUCCUCCAUCCUUUCUAUGUGUUGAACUUGUUAUCAUAUAUUGAAAACAAAAAAAAGACUUUUAUCUACUUAAUAUGCCAGUUUGAUUCCAGGACUCCAUUCUCUUGACUGGAAAUUUUUAAAAACAGUUGAAAAUUUGUAAUUAUCCACUUAGCAAUUGUACCUUUUCUAUGACAUUCCGCAGUCUCAUUCUGUAAAGAUAGAGCAAUAGCAUGGUUGCCUUUG
Messenger RNA from Solanum stenotomum, 1439 nucleotides. Its product is annotated as mitotic checkpoint protein BUB3.1. NCBI's taxonomy places the organism in Eukaryota, Viridiplantae, Streptophyta, Magnoliopsida, Solanales, Solanaceae. Gene Ontology annotation, molecular function: ubiquitin binding. Bases 180 to 1202 code for a protein of 340 amino acids. Gene Ontology annotation, biological process: mitotic spindle assembly checkpoint signaling. The transcript is spliced from 9 exons. Gene Ontology annotation, cellular component: phragmoplast; kinetochore; bub1-bub3 complex. The record is from RefSeq and is a predicted model, not a curated record.